Molecule: messenger RNA, 1562 nt
Organism: Arabidopsis lyrata subsp. lyrata
Lineage: Eukaryota; Viridiplantae; Streptophyta; Magnoliopsida; Brassicales; Brassicaceae
Product: S-locus-specific glycoprotein S13
Exons: 3
Coding region: 118-1557 (479 amino acids)
Biological process (GO): recognition of pollen
Source: RefSeq, a predicted model, not a curated record
UAGAGUUGGCGAGCUUGAAUUUCCCCAUGGAAGAUGUUUGUUGUUUCUAGCGAUUAGAGACAACUCAAUGAAAGAAACUGGAGACAAGAACUGAUCAGUGAUCACUCACAGAAUGAGAUGAGAUCACAAAUGCCGGAGGAGAUGAUAACACGAUUAGAAUCCAAGGAGGGCAGAGAUUGGCAUAGAGUUGAGGCAAGGGACUUGUUAUUCAUAGGUUCAGCGUUGAGACUCCAACACUUGUUUCUUUUGCUUUUGCUUGCUAGUCUUCCUUUGUCGUUAUCCAUAUCUCUGAGGUUUUCAGAGAACAAUGAGACACUCGUGUCUCCUGGUAAGCUGUUCGAGAUGGGUCUCUUCAGAUCCCCAACGAGGUUUCCAGAAAAGUAUCGUUGGUAUCUCGGAAUUUGGUAUAAAAAAUUCCCCAGCAAAGCCGUAUGGGUGGCUAACAGAGACCAUCCUCUCUCCAGUCCCACCGGAAUCCUCAACAUUUCAAAUUCGAACGUCGACCUCCUCGAUGGUAACGUUGUUCUGUGGAGGAAGAACCUGAUCAAUAGGGAUUCCUCGGUGGUGGCAGAGCUUCUCGAUAACGGUAAUUUCGUGGUAAAAGACCCAACUGGCGUAUUGUGGCAAAGCUUUGAUUCCCCCACGGACACUUUACUUCCUGGAAUGAUACUUAACGCAAACUUAAUAUCCUGGGCAAGCUCAGAGGAUCCGUCCAGUGGAGCCUACACAUACGAGAUUAUAGGUCAACAAGGUUUUAUUCAUGAUGCGCAUCAAGUUCCCAUGACCCGUAUCUUUCCGAACAAAAUACUCCCUUCCACUACGAAAAAAACCUUCUCUACAAUGUUGAGAAUUGACGAAUAUGGAGUCCUCCAGCUGCUCGUCUGGAGAGACAAAUGGCACAUCGACUGGAUUUCUCAUGUUGACGAGUGUGAUGAGUACUACACAUGCGGUUUAAACAUGUUCUGCGACAUGAACCUUAGCCCGAUUUGUAACUGUAUCAAAGGGUUUGAGCCAAGUGACAAACCUUAUAGAGGUUGUGAGAGGAAGAAGACACAAGUAAGCUGCGUUGAGAAAGAAUUUUGGAGGAUGACAAAUAUGAAGCUUCCAAAUUUUGGACAGCAAAUUGACACGAAAAUGGGAGUUGAGGACUGUAAAGAGAGAUGCCUCAAAGAUUGCAAUUGUUUGGCGUUUGCAAACAUGGACUCGCAAAAUGGUGGAUCUGGUUGCAUGGUGUGGUUACAUGAGUUACAUGAUAUUCGUAGUUACAAAACCAAAGGUUUUGAUUUUUAUAUAAAGUUACCGGUGGCUGCGGAUUUAGUGGAAGGAAAUAAUGUGAGUGAAACCACCAUCGGGUUGAUCGUCGGAGUUAGCACAUUGCUUCUCAUCUUCAUAGUGCUUCUCAUAUACAAAACAAGAAAGAUGAGGGAAAGAACAAAAGAUUUGGUCUCAGCUUUUGGCAAAGUGAAAAUUCAUUCUCACGUGGUGGCAGUUAAGCCAAAUUGUGACGAAAAUACCCCUAACGACGAAAACCAAACGACAGAGUUAAUUUCGGUUUAGUUGCU